CAGCUAUAACUAAUUCUUGAAUGGAGAACCCAAUCAUGGAGAGUCCACAGUCAGCAACAUUUUCUUCUACUGAUGUUGAUCAUCACUCAGAGAAUAUGAUCCCGCAUCAUGCAAAUGAUGAGGAGGCCGAGCCAAAAUGUGAUGUCAGUGUUGAAGAAAUCAGAAGUAUAAUGCAGGUCAUUGCUGCAACUGGAAAAUUCUGGCAUGAUUGGGACAUGCUGAAAAGCUUGCUAUCAUUUCAGCUAAAGCAGGUUUUGGCAGAAUACCCUGAAGCCCAAAUGGUCAGUGGUGUUGAGUCACAACAGAGUUCUUUAUCAGGCGAAACAUAUCCAGAGUUAGUAAAAUGGCUGGAUGAAGCUCUAUUAAGUUUUGUGGAAGGUCCUCCGUUUACGCUGCAAAGACUCUGUGAGAUUCUUCUGAACCCAAAAGGCACAUAUACAAAUCUCUCGAAGCUUGCAUUGGCCUUGCAAAAGAAUUUGCUGGUGACAUCUACCCUCACCAUGUGCACCGACCCAUACCCCACUGAAGUGGUCCAGAAACCAGAUGAACCUGAUAAGGCAAGUGAGGUGCCCUGCGGUCAAACUGAUCCAGUCCCAAAUGGAGUUGAAACUGUGGCAGGUGAUGGCGAUGAAGAAAUGACUGAUGCAGAGGCUGAUGAAACUACCCCAAACACUGAUACUGAGAUGCAAGAAGAAAAGGUUACUGAAACAUCUGAUAGUGAUUCCGAGCUUAGAUCUGAUGCCAAUCCUUCCCAGGAGCUUUGUACAAGAAGUGAAGAGCAAAAUCCUUGAAUUUCAGAGGUGCCAUGAGGGAAAUGGAUUGGAUUUAGCUUGCUGGAGGGCGAAUGAAAUGAAAAUAUUCUUUUCCCACUGUUUUAGUUGAAGAUAUUAAGAGUACUCUGUUUGGUUUGCAUGCCCCUAACAUGGGAAGAUAUCAUAUAUCUGUAGAACCUAAGCAACUGCUCAGCCAGUUUUGAAUUAUAGUUUUGCUAUACAGAACAAUUUAUUGUAAGGAUAGUAUGAUUCAAAUGGCACUAGACAUUGUUUCAAACUGUGAACAUUUUGAGGAUACCAACUGGCUCAGUUGUUAAAGCCACUGGGUGUUUAAUACAA
Phoenix dactylifera (date palm) is the source of this 1112-nucleotide messenger RNA. The record is from RefSeq and is a predicted model, not a curated record. Lineage: Eukaryota; Viridiplantae; Streptophyta; Magnoliopsida; Arecales; Arecaceae.